AUGAUCAAAAUUCUGGCGACUAUUAAAGAUGCAAAGCGAAUACCAAAGAUUCUUCAGCCGGACCAGAUCCAACACGAUGAUUUGCAAGACAUUCCUGGAGAUGAUCUAGCCAAGGCGAAUGCAGUUGUAAAGAGCAUGGCGGAGUGUGAAAGCCUAACUUCAUACGUCCCAAUUAUUCUCACGAGUGCGGUGAAGGGGAUCGGCAUUGGCUUGCUGCAUGCCUUACUCGCAAAUCUGCCGCUGCCUCCGACACCAACGCCGCGAGACUACGUCGGCAUAGCUCUGAAUCCCGAACAACCACAGUCCCUGUUCCAUAUUGAUGACACAUUUAGUUUACCAGGUUCCUAUGGCGCGCUGGCAACUGAUACCUGUCAAUUGAAGAAAAGAGGUGUAGUAGUGUCUGGCUAUGUUCGAUUCGGAGGUUUUUCAGUAGGUGGCAGAAUUGUUCUUGGUCCUUUUCACCCAGAAGAAGAGGAGUCACAAGGAUUAGGCUUGGCGGUUGACAAUCGACCAGCAGUGAGAGCGUAUGGACUAUCUAUCUCUCACCCGUCGUCUGUGGACUUGGCUCGAAUGGCAAUGAAGAACGCCGUCUCUGCAUCUGCCGUGUCAGGAGAAUGGCACAAAGCGCAAAUUGUCAGCAUUCGGAACUUACGAUUGCCUGUGCGAACCCUAGAAGCUGGGCAAGCCGGAUCUGUAGGUCUCGUAUUUGAGCGGCCGGUAACAUCAUCGGGCGAGCCCUUGACAGAGCUACCGCGCGUACGCCGGGGCAUGGUCCUGGCCGUCCCGUCCACGCACAUGCUGGAUUCAAAUCUGUCCCUUCAAGCAGCCAGUGGGUUUACGGCUUCAUUUACUGAACCCGCAGUAUGCUCUUUGACCCCGGGCUCCUUUAUCAACGUCUAUGUAGCGAGUGUAAAAGCUGCUGCUAGAGUCGUGCGAGUUUCACACGAUCAAUCCCAACUACAACCCAAGGCCACUGCCACUGGCAAUGAUGACAUCGAGGAUGUAUUCAACCUAAACGCAGACAUUGACACCGGAGAUGCGACAUGGGACUAUAAGGCGUCUUGGUCCGGCGCGGUAACGCUGGAAUUGCUUCACGGUAGAGAAUGGAUCGAGCUAGGCUCCAAGGUCAUAAUCCUAGAAGGCGGGAGCCAAGAUCGGUCGGGACUGGAAGGAUUUGUGGGGAAGAUUGUUGAGAUAGUUGAUUGA
Messenger RNA from Metarhizium album ARSEF 1941, 1206 nucleotides. Its product is annotated as GTP-binding protein 2. Gene Ontology annotation, molecular function: translation elongation factor activity. NCBI's taxonomy places the organism in Eukaryota, Fungi, Ascomycota, Sordariomycetes, Hypocreales, Clavicipitaceae. The coding region runs from base 1 to 1206 and encodes 401 amino acids. The record is from RefSeq and is a predicted model, not a curated record. Gene Ontology annotation, biological process: translational elongation. The transcript has a single exon.